AUGGUUGAAUCAAGAUCCGGGCCAGAAAAAGAUGUGAAAGCGCCCAAUGUAUUUGAUAGGGCUAAUGAAGAGAUUAUGGCGGUAUUUCACCUUGAGAAGCACCCGAAUCACCAUCACAAGGAAACUCAUGGACUGCGUAGUGACCUCAAUGAGGACACAUCCGUGAGUGAUGUCAAGGCUCCAAAUGCAUUUGAAAGAGCAAAGGAGGAAAUUGAGGCCAUUGUGGAGACGAUUCAUCCAAAGAAGGAAUCGAACAGUUACCGUUCAUCUUCACAUGGUGAAAAGAGAAAUGCUGGCUCAGUUGAUCAUUUGGAGUCAAAGAAACCAGAACUUCCUUCAGAGAAGGAUGUCAAGGGACCCAAUCUUUUUGAAUGGGCGAAAGAAGAGAUUGAGUCACUCAUGCACAAAGGGGAGUCACCACACCACCAUUAUAAGGAAACUCAUGGAAUGAGUGAUGAUAUUGACGAGAGUACCCCAAUCAGGUUGCUGCAAAUGAUUGAUUUUGUGGCUUCAAUAAUGCCCCUGUUCGUGUUUUUCCACGGCUUUCUUGAACUGCAUAUAAUGAAGCACCGUAUGGCCUCUACUGGAGGGGAUGAUGAAGGCAUUUGCGGUUCAAUAAAGCUGUGGGAAGAUAUGGAGAGGGUCAAGCAGAAUUUGGUGUCACUAACUGUUGCUACUGAUUUCCUCAUGGAUGGUUCUGGCAAAUUUUCUGUGAAAAUCGGUCUUGAUUUAAUGGAUCCCUUUUCGCAUAUUUUCCCUCCUUCUGCGUCGAUCUUGGCAUUUGGAUACGAGCAGUAA
Messenger RNA from Fraxinus pennsylvanica, 798 nucleotides. The record is from the annotation of a GenBank genome assembly. Lineage: Eukaryota; Viridiplantae; Streptophyta; Magnoliopsida; Lamiales; Oleaceae.